Messenger RNA from Symsagittifera roscoffensis, 654 nucleotides. RefSeq names its product poly(U)-binding-splicing factor PUF60-B-like. Gene Ontology annotation, biological process: mRNA splice site recognition; regulation of alternative mRNA splicing, via spliceosome; alternative mRNA splicing, via spliceosome. Lineage: Eukaryota; Metazoa; Xenacoelomorpha; Acoela; Convolutidae. Gene Ontology annotation, molecular function: RNA binding. The transcript is spliced from 2 exons. Gene Ontology annotation, cellular component: precatalytic spliceosome; catalytic step 2 spliceosome. The coding region runs from base 1 to 654 and encodes 217 amino acids. The record is from RefSeq and is a predicted model, not a curated record.
AUGCCACAAGCUAUGCCGAUCAUCGAGCAAAUCAUUGAGGAGUCUAAAAACUAUAGCCGAAUUUUCGUUUCCUCACUGCAUCCCGCUCUGAAUGAAAACGACGUCAGAAGUGUAUUCGAGAGCUUCGGAAAUAUUGUGAAUAUAAAUAUGCCUCGAAAACUAGACGAAGAUCACUGUCCGCAUAAAGGAUACGCCUUCAUAGAGUACGACUCACAUAAAGCAUGCAAUGACGCCAUAGCAGGGAUGAACAUGUUCGAUUUAGGAGGUCAAUUGCUUAGAGUCGGUAAGGCGAUUACUCCUCCGGACCCCCUACUGAGCUUCCUAGGUCCUGCAAUUUUGACACCCGAUGAGCAGUUGGCCCAGUCUAUUAAAACUGCUCGUCAGGCCGCAGCUAACUAUUGCGGUAUUUCAGAAGCAUUGCAAAGCCAACAAUUUACAGUCAUAGCUCAGGAAUGUCUCGACGAAGUAGGAGUUGAUCUUUCGGAUUUGAACGACCUGGUUCCUCCAGGAAUGUCCUUGAAGGUCAUCAAGCAGCAAGAAAGGAUGAAGGAAGAACAAGAUAUGGUUCCUGAGGUGGAUACUGAUGCUCUGCAGGACUUCGUGGUUCCUGACUUGACGAGUGGCAACACCAUUAACUACGUUUUCGAGAUAUGA